UUCCACCGCCCACGUUUCGUCUCCUCGCCCUUCGCCCAACAGUCCAAAGCCACGCAUCAAAAUAGAUCCAUCGAUCCACCGCGGUGUCCAGCACUACACACUUUUCAGUUGCCAAGUGCCAACUCCCUCCUCCAGUCCUCCGAACAACAAUCUCUAGCCGCCGCGCUCCCUCCCCCCGCAAUGGCGGCGCCGCCCCAGCCCUCGCCCGCAGCCCCCGCUCCCGCCGCCGCGGCGGCGGACGCGUUCCGGUUGGGGUUCGUCGGCGCGGGGAACCUGGCGGAGAGCAUCGCCCGCGGCGUGGCGGCGUCGGGGGUCCUCCCGGCCUCCGCCAUCCGCACCGCGCCGCACCGCCGCCCCGAGCGCGGCGACGCCUUCGCUUCCCUCGGCGCGCGCAUCCUCGCCUCCAACGGUCAGGUUGUCGAUGACAGUGAUGUGAUCGUCAUCUCCGUGAAGCCUCAGAUCGUCAAGCAGGUUCUAGUCGAGCUGAAGCCACUCUUGUCUGAAGAAAAGCUUCUUGUGUCCAUCGCUGCUGGCAUCAAGAUGAAAGACUUGCAGGAUUGGUCUGGCCAGCGCCGAAUUAUUAGGGUGAUGCCAAACACACCCUCAGCUGUCGGACAAGCAGCGUCAGUGAUGUGCUUGGGAGAGAAGGCUACUGAGAAUGAUGAAAACCGUGUAAGAAGCUUGUUUAGUGCCAUUGGAAAAGUUUGGACAGCUGAAGAGAAAUAUUUUGAUGCUGUAACUGGCUUGAGUGGUAGUGGUCCAGCCUAUAUUUUCUUAGCCAUAGAAGCCAUGGCUGACGGUGGGGUUGCUGCUGGACUUCCUCGGGAUCUUGCUCUUGGUCUUGCAGCUCAGACAGUGCUUGGUGCUGCAACCAUGGUAAGCCAGACGGGUAAACAUCCAGGUCAACUGAAGGAUCAGGUCACUUCCCCUGCAGGAACUACAAUAGCUGGGGUUCAUGAGCUCGAGAAGGGUUCAUUCCGUGGGACACUUAUAAAUGCCGUUGUUGCUGCCACAACGAGAUGCCGUGAAUUGUCGCAGAGUUAAUGCUUUUAUUCUGGUAAAAGUAAUUAGGUUGCCGCGAUUCAGUAAUAAAAAAGGUGAAGACAAGAUUGAUGAGAUAUUUGAAUAUCAGAUUCCCAGCAAGUUCUCAGUAUAUUUAUUUUCUGAUGUCUCCAGAUAACUUGGUGGAAUAUUUAGUUGAUGUUUAGUCUGAGAUCUAUAUGGUGUUAUAUUGAUAUCUUUCUGGAAAUAUUGGACUGCAAAAGCAGUUUAUAUUUUGUUGGGA
Brachypodium distachyon (stiff brome) is the source of this 1285-nucleotide messenger RNA. Its product is annotated as pyrroline-5-carboxylate reductase. The transcript is spliced from 7 exons. The record is from RefSeq and is a predicted model, not a curated record. Gene Ontology annotation, biological process: L-proline biosynthetic process. NCBI's taxonomy places the organism in Eukaryota, Viridiplantae, Streptophyta, Magnoliopsida, Poales, Poaceae. The coding region runs from base 181 to 1044 and encodes 287 amino acids. Gene Ontology annotation, molecular function: pyrroline-5-carboxylate reductase activity.